This is a messenger RNA of Coregonus clupeaformis (lake whitefish), 2316 nucleotides long. Its product is annotated as DEP domain-containing mTOR-interacting protein. Bases 438 to 893 code for a protein of 151 amino acids. The transcript is spliced from 5 exons. The record is from RefSeq and is a predicted model, not a curated record. Gene Ontology annotation, molecular function: protein binding. NCBI's taxonomy places the organism in Eukaryota, Metazoa, Chordata, Actinopteri, Salmoniformes, Salmonidae.
GUUGUUGUUGAUGAUGAACCUUCCCACUGGCCACGUCUCUCAUCCAUGUACCAUGACAGAGAAUGUGUGUGUGUGUGUGUUUGUUUGUGUGCGCUUGUAUGUAAUAGAGAAUGUCCAGUCCUUCCACUCCACCUUGCCUGACCACAGUGACCAGUGGAAAACUCCACUGUUUCUUUCCCUACCUCCAUUAGAGCAUUAGUGAUCCCAAUAUGCCUUUCUCAGCUCUUAUCUCCUACCCUGGGAUAGCCUGGCAACAAGGCAUCCCUCAACCCCUCCCUCUCCCUCCCAGCCAGCCUAGACUGUUUACUCUCUCUGGGGGUUAACAUUUAACAUUUACACCGGAGCACCACAGCUGACUAGAUAAUCAGGGAUUGUGGACAGCACCUUCCCAAGUUACUUGGCACUUUGGCUGGCAAACCUUUGAAGUGAAUUGUACGAUGGGACCUCGGACAGCUGUCACUCCAUCCAAGGAAAGAAAGAUGGUGUCUGGGGGGCAUGAUAACAGUCUUAGUAGUGGCAACAAUGGGUAUUGUAACAGAGGUCCCAUGCUUACCCCUACCUCACCUGUGCUGUCAAACCCCAAAUCAGUGCUGAAGAGACAAGUGAGUCCAGAGGAGCUCCAGAGACCAGGAGGUCCAUACAUAAAGAGGACGUUUACAAUUGUGGGUGAUGCAGUGGGCUGGGGCUUCGUGGUCAGGGGGAGUAGGCCAUGUCACAUCCAGGCAGUGGACCCCAGUGGCCCUGCAGCAGCAGUAGGAGUGAAAGUGUGCCAGUUUGUGGUCUCUGUCAAUGGUCUGGAUGUCCUGUCUCUGGACUACAAGACGGUCAGCAACCUCAUCCUCACUGGAUCGCGAACUGUGGUCAUGGAGGUUAUGGAGGAGUCUGAUUGCUGAGGAUGAGGUUGUGUUGUAUUCGGUUACAGUCAACUUAAGGCCUCAGUAACCCAUUGGCUCUUGGUGGUGGAAAGCUUAGAGUAAGAAUGUGGACUGUAUUGGCCGAAACAAAUCCAUAGAAACCUUAUGACCUUGAUAUGGAGCCAAAUGGACUUAGCUACAUGAUCGACCUGAGAUGCGGGUCACAGCAACAGUGACCCCACAGAAACCUGAUGAGCCUCACUGUGAAGCCAUGUGUGCUUACAUCAUCAGUCUGAGACUCUGACCAGUGUUCCGUGGUUAACAUGGAUACAGCUUGUGUUUUUGUUCUCUCCCAGCGGUUUAGACUUUUGACCUGUGCGCCUACUCCUUGCCUGCUGUUUGCUUUUCCAUCCACUCCCUUGUUUGCGCCAAUGGAGGGUCCCUUCCUAGAAAGACAAGUACUUAGGGUGUUGUUGAUUAAGUGAGGUGGCACAUAUUGUAAACAACACCACACUUUGUGACGUGGCAGAGGUGUUUUUGAAUAGAAGUUGUUUUGAUGAAUUAGCUUUGCAUUUUGCUUUGAAUAUGUUUGGCAUUGAAUUCUAAAGUUUGGUAGCAGGAGUAACUUAAACCUUGUAUUCAUAUUGGACUGAAAAUAGCACAAUACUGUCAAACUGCAGACCACAUACUUUGUGGCAGCAUAAAAAGGCUUGAAUGUCAUCUUGGUUUCUGAUUCCACUGCAAUAUUUUUGGAAGCCCACAAUACUGAUAAAAGUUCAAAUAAUCAAUCAGUAGUAGCCUAUCAACAUGUUAAUCUUUUUUUAUUUUUGAAACAACAAAUUAUGUCAAAGCACUUUACAGAGAAAUAGAUAGAUUAUUACAUUUACAUUUACGUCAUUUAGCAGACGCUCUUAUCCAGAGCGAUUAUAGCAGUGAUAUUGUGCUUUUUGUAAAAUAUGUCAAGUGUAAUGCAUGAUCACAUGGUCCAACAUAAGGUAUGAAGGACCAAAAGCACUAAAGGAUUUGUACUUUUAUAUAGCCAUAUAGCCUGACCCUAUACAUUUGCUAUGGUCAACUGAUCUUUAAAGGGUAUUGGUGCAGGCCAGGCCAGCAAAGAGUAUAUACAUUUGUGUUAGUGUCUGAUCAGUGUGAAAAUAUUUUAAUUAGCCAAUGAAUUAACGAAAUAAAGUAAUUCAAUUUAAAAUGUUAGCAAAUGUGUAUUUGUAUCAAUGUUUAUGAUAUUAAAGCAAUGAUCAUCACUUGCAAAUAAUACAUCUUAUUAUCUUUAAAAUAAGGGCUCACAUCAAAUUAAGCAAAUUAUUUUAGCAACAUCACUGGAAUAUUUUUUAUUUUCAUCAAGAUUAUGGAUAGAAUUGUAACGGCUUCAAUCUAAUAGCAAUAAAGUAAGAGCAUUUAUUGAACAAUGACAUGAACUUUAAACGGCAAUAAAAGUUGAAAUGAC